Molecule: messenger RNA, 986 nt
Organism: Xenopus laevis (African clawed frog)
Lineage: Eukaryota; Metazoa; Chordata; Amphibia; Anura; Pipidae
Gene: bag2.S
Product: BAG cochaperone 2 S homeolog
Exons: 3
Coding region: 123-764 (213 amino acids)
Biological process (GO): protein stabilization
Molecular function (GO): adenyl-nucleotide exchange factor activity; protein-folding chaperone binding
Source: RefSeq, a predicted model, not a curated record
AUCCUGCUGUUAGAUCCUGGUGCUGAGAGUGGAGGGAGGAGGAGGAGAUGUCUAGAAGAAUCUCAGCUUUCUCUGUCCUCUGUUAGUUCAGCUUGUUCUUUGGAAGGGAUAGACAGCAAACUAUGGCUCAGGCUAAAAUCCAGGCAAAGGCAACCACCGAAGCGCACAUUUCCGGCAAGUUCUGCCGCUCUGUCUCUAUGGCGGCUCGAUCCAACCACCUGUUAGAGAUUCUGGACGAUCUGGAAGUCAGGGUGCAAGCCUUUCGUGAUGCAGCCUCAGCCCUAGAGCUGGAGAAAGAGUCUCUGAUGGAAAAGAUUCACAGCGUGCAGAACAGCCAAGACAUAAGGAAUAUCUGUGAUGGUGAGAGAGAAGAACUAUUUAUAACAGCAGAACGCCUAAUGGGCCGCACCCUCACGGUUGAUGUAUCCGUAGAAACCAUUAGAAACCCCCUGCAGGAAUCUUCUCUACAGCAAGCCACCACCAUCAUUGAUGACAUCUUGAAAAAAGUCACAGACAGCCUGGAAAAUGGCAGGAAACAGUUAAUGUCGCUGUAUGGAGCUUGCACUUCGGAUGUGCCAGUAGGACCAGUAGACCAGAAGUUUCAGUCCGUAAUUAUUGGAUGUGCAGUAGAGGACCAAAAGAAAAUAAAGAGGAGGCUGGAAACCCUCAUCAGGAAUAUAGACAACUCGGAGAAAGCAAUCGCCUUGCUUGAGAACCAGAGGCAGAAAUCUGCUUUCCGUUUGAAUCACAACAAGACCAUGUAAAUUCCUAUAUUGACCAAUAUUCCUUUUUUUGUUUCUUUUGCAAGAACUGCAGAAAGGAGGAAAGGCAUCUAAAUGGUAUAAAUUUGCUGAUAACAUAUUUAAAAUCAUCUUUAAUUAAAUGUUCACAUAUAAUUUCUACUGGGUUGGUUUUGUAUUAGAACAGAUUAAGAUGGAAUUGCCUAUUAUUCUAUACGCUAGCUAAAAAAAAGUAUCCACGCCCCU